UGUUUGCUCAGCUGCGUGCUGGGAAGUUGCUUUAAUUUCAACAAAUGUUAAAUUGGGAGGCCCCAAAGAGGACAAAGUGUACACAGGAGAACAACAAGGGACAUUCAAAUGUGAACUCGCAAAACAAGGGAAAAUGUGCAGCAAUUGGUGGAUUUUCAAAUCACACAAUUACAAAAUCUAGAUUGAUUACAUAAAAUAUGAAACAUAUGUUCAAAAGCAUACUUUUCACAGCACCCACCCCAUAGUUCCCUUAUCUCCUUUUACCUACUCAGGUAUAAAAAGAUGCUUACACCAGCAGUCACUUUCUUGAGACAGCAACCAUGUACCGGACUACUCUCCUGACCCUCCUUGUUACUGUUUGUGUGGUCAAUGGUGCCACUCUGCCAAAAGCGUUAUGGCAAUUUGGAAACAUGAUCCAAUGUGCUCAACCUGGAGUCAAUCCUUUCAUCUUCAAUGAAUACGGCUGCUGGUGUGGCUUUGGAGGAAAAGGGACCCCUGUGGAUGAACUGGACCAGUGCUGUAAAGUGCAUGACAAUUGCUAUGCAACUGCCAGAAGACUUCCUGGAUGCACAGCUAUUGCAGAUCUCCCUUAUGUUCUGGUUUAUGAUCACACCUGCUCCAAUGAGAGAGUCACCUGCUCAGACACUAAUGAUAAGUGCCAGGCUGCUGUGUGCGAAUGUGACCGUGUUGCAGCUCACUGUUUCGCUGAGAAACCUUACAACCCUGAAAACAAGAACCUGGAUUCCAAAUUCUGUGUUUGAGUUGAAAAAUAAAAC
Molecule: messenger RNA, 776 nt
Organism: Boleophthalmus pectinirostris (great blue-spotted mudskipper)
Lineage: Eukaryota; Metazoa; Chordata; Actinopteri; Gobiiformes; Gobiidae
Product: phospholipase A2-like
Exons: 4
Coding region: 321-761 (146 amino acids)
Biological process (GO): phospholipid metabolic process; lipid catabolic process; arachidonate secretion
Molecular function (GO): calcium ion binding; phospholipid binding
Source: RefSeq, a predicted model, not a curated record